AUGGAACUUGGAAGGAGGAAUACCAAGAAAUACACUUUCAAAUGUCCUGACUUAACAGAGUUGAAAAAGCUUGGUUCUAUGAUAGUUAGUCCAAAGGAUUUCAGAGCUCAGUAUGAAAGACUUAUGGGUAUCUUGAAGACCAAGGUUGAAGAUGGAGUUCUCAACACACUGGUACAGUUUUAUGAUCCACUCUACCAUUGCUUUACAUUUCCAGACUACCAGCUUAUGCCUACCCUAGAAGAAUACUCUUAUUGGUUUGGUUUGCCAGUCUCUGACAAAUUACCAUUCAGUGGUCCAGAGAAGACCCCUACAUCAGCAGCUAUUGUAGAAGCACUUCACCUAGAAACGUCUGUUGUGAAGGACAACUUCACUAAAAAAGGAGGGAUUCUAGGUCUAACCUCUAGAUUCAUGUUGGAGAAAGCCUUUAUCUUUGCAGAAGCAGAUAGUAGAAAUGCCUUUGAAGCCAUUUUUGCUCUACUCAUUUAUGGAAUUGUACUCUUCCCAAACAUUGAUGAGUUCGUGGAUGUUAAUGCUAUACGAAACUUCUUAAUUGGUAACCCAGUACCCACAUUACUUGGAGAUACCUACCAUUCUAUCCAUCACAGGACUAAGAAAGGUGGUGGAACCAUUCUUUGUUGUGCACCUCUUCUAUAUAAGUGGUUUAUUUCUCACUUGCCCAAAUCUAGGCUCUUUAUGGAGAAUCCGCAGAAGCUCCAUAUGGUCUCAGAGGUUCAUGUCCAUUGA
Molecule: messenger RNA, 744 nt
Organism: Lathyrus oleraceus (garden pea)
Lineage: Eukaryota; Viridiplantae; Streptophyta; Magnoliopsida; Fabales; Fabaceae
Exons: 1
Coding region: 1-744 (247 amino acids)
Source: RefSeq, a predicted model, not a curated record